GACAAUAUCGCGUCGAUCUGAUAAAAGAUAUCACAUACACACUUCCAAAAUAGGAGUCUGCGUUGGCCUUGAAACACAGUAUAAAAUCUGCAUAUUGUCAACUUUCCAGGGAGAAGUCCCCGCUGAAGACUCGCCAUGGCUGCGAUGUUGCUCUUAGUGGCCACGCUCGUCGCUCUCGGCUCCGGCCGUGGAGACGCCUUCGACCCCAACCCUCUCCAAGACUUCUGCGUCGCCGACACCACAUCCAAAGUGCGCGUGAAUGGCCUGUCGUGCAAGGAUCCGGCGGCCGUGGUACCCGACGACUUCUUCUUCUCCGGCGUCGACAAGCUGGGCGGCACGGCCAGCAAGCGCUACGGGUUCUCCGCGCUGUCCGUGCCCAUCCCGGGCCUCAACACCCUGGGCCAGUCGCACGCCCGCGUGGACGUCGCGCCGGGGGGCGUCUUCCCGCCGCAUUACCACCCCAGGGCCUCCGAGACGGCCGUCGUGCUCGAGGGCUCCGUCUACUUCGGCUUCCUCUCCUCCUACCCGGACAACAAGCUCUUCGCCAAGGUGCUCCGCAAGGGCGACGUCUUCGCCGUCCCGCACGGCCUCGUGCAUUUCCUCUACAACAACGGCACCGCGCCCGCCGCCAUCUACGCAACGCUCAGCAGCCAGAACCCCGGCCUGGUGCUCCUCGGCGACGCGCUCUUUGCCGGGGCGCUCCCGGACGAUCUCCUCGCCAAAACGCUCCUCACGGAUAAGCAUACCGUGGACCACAUCGCCGCAAACUUCAGGCGGUCUUAACCAAUGGACGUGCCACGCUUGCCAUGUACUAAUUAUUCUAUUUUCUGCGGGCGAAAUGAUUUGUAUCACCCGUUUCCAAUAAAAAUCUGCAAGAUAUUUCAAAACUAA
This is a messenger RNA of Lolium perenne, 891 nucleotides long. Its product is annotated as germin-like protein 5-1. Gene Ontology annotation, molecular function: manganese ion binding. The record is from RefSeq and is a predicted model, not a curated record. Lineage: Eukaryota; Viridiplantae; Streptophyta; Magnoliopsida; Poales; Poaceae.